ACUCGAAGAAACAGAUUAUAUUAUUGUUGUGUUUUGGGGGCUUAGGGAACUUAUAUUUGUUUUCUCUUCGAGUUUCAGGUCUAACCCUUACCCUAACAAUUCAGCCAUGUCUUCCAAGCAAGGAGGGAAAUUGAAGCCCUUGAAGCAGCCCAAGUCUGGUAAGAAGGAAUAUGAUGAGCAUGACAUGGAGUUACUGCAGAAAAAGAAGGAAGAAGAAAAGGCACUUAAAGAACUUAGGACCAAGGCAUCACAAAAGGGAUCAUUUGGAGGCGCAGGGCUUAAGAAAAGUGGGAAGAAAUAAGAGAGCAAUCUCCUCAAUGUAAAAAAUUCUCAAAUCUCCCUUCUUGUUGGG
This is a messenger RNA of Eutrema salsugineum, 352 nucleotides long. Its product is annotated as translation machinery-associated protein 7. Lineage: Eukaryota; Viridiplantae; Streptophyta; Magnoliopsida; Brassicales; Brassicaceae. The record is from RefSeq and is a predicted model, not a curated record. The coding region runs from base 107 to 301 and encodes 64 amino acids. The transcript has 4 exons.